This is a messenger RNA of Sceloporus undulatus (fence lizard), 6310 nucleotides long. RefSeq names its product neuroligin 4 X-linked (gene NLGN4X). The transcript is spliced from 7 exons. Gene Ontology annotation, biological process: synaptic vesicle endocytosis; postsynaptic membrane assembly; neuron cell-cell adhesion. Gene Ontology annotation, molecular function: signaling receptor activity; neurexin family protein binding. Gene Ontology annotation, cellular component: postsynaptic specialization membrane; synapse; cell surface. NCBI's taxonomy places the organism in Eukaryota, Metazoa, Chordata, Lepidosauria, Squamata, Phrynosomatidae. Bases 1093 to 3597 code for a protein of 834 amino acids. The record is from RefSeq and is a predicted model, not a curated record.
CCUGGGCUCUUGCAAGGGCCCCCUGGGCUCCCUUUGGGGGAUGCUGGCUGGGCCCUCCUCCUCCUCCUCCUCCUCCUCCGGCGGGGAAGCUGCAGCCUGGGGCUGGGCGGCCGAGAUCGAUUGGCUGCCGGCUGGGCAAAAUUCAUGCCUCUUGGUCCAAUCGGAGGAGGAGAAGGAGGCGAGAGCCGGGACCCUCCGCUGCCUCCCUCGCCCUCUGCCUCCCUCCCGGACCGGCUCCCGCCUCCUCCUCCUCCUUCUCCGCCGCCUUUUCCUUUUAGCAGCAUUCCUAUCUUUAUUGCAAUUAUUUCCCCUCCUUUUCCCUUUCCUUCCUCCAGUGGAAGUCAAAAAGCCUCGGGGGCUCCCCAACCUGAGUUCGCCCCCUGGCAGUUUGGGGGGGGGGCUGGGUGCAUCAUCUUCAUCCUCCUCCUCGAGUGAUUCCUCCUCCUCCUUCUCCUCCUCCUGUUCUUCUUCUUCUUGUGUUUUUUGGAGAAGAGGGGACUGUUGCAUUCCUUUGGGCCAAGGAGAGGAAGGAGGGGGGAAACAAAUAAACGAACAAGCCAGAGGCUACCCCCCCCAGCAGACGCCAGGAUUGGAUUGCGCCCCAAAAGGAGAAGACGGGAUUUGGAGCUUAUCUCGGGUCGAAUCCGAUUUAGGGAACACCGUCUGGAUGCGUUUCCCUCGGCGGCCGCCUCGCCCGGGCAAAGGUUUAUUCAUGAUGCUGGAGCUAACAGGAAGGAAUCAUUGUGCCAGUGCAACAGAGUAGAUGCUUAGCAUCCUGCCACUUCUCCUUGGGUAGUGACGUCAGCAUUAAGACAGAAGCAGAACCAAGGGAUGGGCUUUAGGCAGAAAGACUUCCUCGCUGGUUGCAUCUUUGGAAUUGGUGGAUGGUCAGUCUUUUGAGAUACAUACAACAUUCUUUCUUCCUACUACACUAAAGUUACCUGUUGCCCCGUAUUCAAUUUUCCUUGAAUUCUCCGUUCCCCUUCUCCCAACCCAUACACUAUACACAUAUAUUUUUUGGUCAUUUCCUGACUCAUUUGAUUUUUCGGUCUGGCCGUGGAUGAUAGAAGCCUGCUAAUGUUGAUGUAAACCAUGUCAAGGCCAAUGGGACUCUUAUGGCUGCCUUUGAUCUUUACUCCUGUUUGUGUCAUGUUGAAUUCUAAUUUCCUCUUCUGGAUCACUGCUCUGGCAAUACGGUUUACACUUAUUGAUGGACAAGCACAAUAUCCUGUUGUAACCACGAAUUAUGGCAAAAUCCGUGGUGUAAGAACACCCUUGCCCAAUGAAAUCCUUGGUCCUGUGGAACAAUACUUGGGAGUUCCUUAUGCCUCUCCUCCAACUGGGGAGAGACGUUUCCAGCCUCCAGAGCCUCCAUCCUCUUGGACCGGUAUACGGAAUGCCACACAGUUUGCUGCUGUCUGCCCCCAGUACCUGGAUGAGAGAUCGCUGCUUAAUGACAUGCUGCCUGUUUGGUUUACUGCUAACUUGGAUACUGUGAUGACGUAUGUGCAAGAUCAAAAUGAAGAUUGCCUAUAUCUGAACAUCUAUGUGCCCACUGAAGAUGGAGCCAACACAAAGAAAAGCGCAGAUGAUAUUACCAGUAAUGAUCGUGGGGAAGAUGAAGACAUACACGAUCAGAACAGCAAGAAGCCAGUGAUGGUUUAUAUCCAUGGUGGAUCAUAUAUGGAAGGUACAGGGAAUAUAGUUGAUGGCAGCAUACUGGCAAGCUACGGAAAUGUCAUUGUUGUAACCAUCAACUACAGACUAGGGGUUCUAGGUUUUCUGAGCACUGGAGACCAAGCUGCAAAAGGCAAUUAUGGAUUGCUUGACCAAAUACAAGCUUUGCGAUGGAUUGAAGAAAACAUUGGUUCAUUUGGAGGAGAUCCCAAAAGAGUUACUAUUUUUGGAUCAGGAGCUGGAGCAUCCUGUGUUAGUCUGUUGACACUCUCUCAUUAUUCAGAAGGUCUGUUCCAAAAGGCAAUCAUACAAAGUGGAACAGCCCUGUCCAGCUGGGCAGUGAACUACCAGCCUGCCAAGUACACUGCAAUUUUGGCAGAAAAAGUGGGUUGCAACACGUUGGACACAACAGACUUAGUUGAAUGCUUUCGGAAUAAGAACUACAAAGAACUCAUUCAGCAAACAAUCACGCCAGCUACAUACCACAUUGCCUUUGGGCCUGUGAUUGAUGGGGAUGUAAUUCCAGAUGAUCCUCAGAUUCUGAUGGAGCAGGGAGAAUUCCUCAACUAUGACAUAAUGCUAGGUGUAAACCAAGGGGAAGGUUUAAAAUUCGUGGAUGGCAUUGUGGAUAAUGAAGAAGGUGUCUCCCCAAAUGAUUUUGAUUUCUCUGUAUCCAAUUUUGUGGACAAUCUCUAUGGUUAUCCAGAAGGAAAAGACACACUGCGGGAGACCAUUAAAUUCAUGUACACAGACUGGGCAGACAAGGAGAAUCCUGAAACACGGAGGAAGACUCUGGUAGCACUGUUUACUGAUCAUCAAUGGGUGGCACCAGCUGUUGCCACAGCUGAUCUGCAUGCCCAGUAUGGCUCCCCAACAUACUUUUAUGCAUUUUAUCACCACUGCCAGAGUGAAAUGAAACCCAGCUGGGCUGAUUCAGCACAUGGUGAUGAAGUUCCGUAUGUGUUUGGCAUUCCCAUGAUCGGUCCUACUGAAUUGUUUAACUGCAAUUUUUCAAAGAAUGACGUCAUGCUCAGUGCAGUUGUUAUGACAUACUGGACAAACUUCGCCAAAACUGGGGAUCCCAACCAGCCUGUUCCUCAGGAUACAAAGUUUAUCCAUACAAAACCCAACCGUUUUGAAGAAGUGGCCUGGUCUAAAUAUAAUCCAAAAGACCAACUUUAUUUACACAUCGGCUUGAAGCCCAGAGUUCGGGAUCACUAUCGAGCAACAAAAGUUGCUUUUUGGCUAGAACUUGUACCACACUUACACAACUUGAAUGAAAUAUUUCAGUAUGUCUCCACAACAACUAAGGUGCCACCUCCAGAUUUGACAUCGUUCCCUUAUGUUACCAGGCGUUCUCCUGGAAAGUUCACCACCAAGCGUCCAUUAAUGACACCAAGCAACAAUCCAAAGCAUUCAAAAGAUACACAGAAGACGUCCCCAGAGGAUACAAGUGUUCUGAUCGAAAACAAGAGAGAUUAUUCCACAGAGUUGAGUGUUACCAUUGCUGUAGGUGCAUCCCUGUUAUUCCUCAACAUUUUAGCAUUUGCAGCUUUAUAUUAUAAAAAAGAUAAGCGGCGCCAUGAAACACACAGACGUCCCAGUCCUCAGAGGAAUACAACCAAUGAUAUUGCCCAUAUACAGAAUGAAGAGAUUAUGUCCCUGCAGAUGAAACAGCUGGAACACGAUCAUGAGUGUGAGUCCUUACAGGCCCAUGACACGCUGAGACUCACUUGCCCACCUGAUUAUACCCUUACUCUUCGGAGAUCUCCAGAUGACAUUCCACUUAUGACACCCAACACCAUAACCAUGAUUCCAAAUACAUUAACAGGUAUGCAGCCUUUGCAUACUUUCAACACUUUCAGCGGAGGACAAAACAGUACUAAUUUGCCCCAUGGACAUUCCACCACUAGGGUAUAGCUCUGUUAUUUGCCCCACCCUUGCCAACUGGAAGAUUAAAAAUAAGGGGGGAAAAGAGAAAAUUUUAAAAAAAUUAAAAGUUCAUAAUUUCCAUCAUGCAACUUGUCAAAAUACAAAGGUGAAAGAGAAAGGCAGACAUAAUUUUCUUACAGCUCCUUUCCAUAGGAACUCUGAUAUUCUAAAAAGAUCACCUUCUCAAACCCUGUGAAAUGUGAAAUGUGUACAUUACUAUCAGGAUACCGCUUUAAUAUCUCAACCACUCUGAUUGAAAGUUAAGAGUUGAGGCCUGAAGAAAGUCAUGUAGAAAAGGAUAUGUAUUGAAUAUAACAAACAGAAGCAAAAACUUCUGGAACACAGAGCCAGUGACUGUACAGUUUUUUAAUAAAUAAAAUUUUAAAAAAUGUUCUAUAUGUGCCAUACCGUGAAUGGCCCUUGUUAUACAAAAGACAUCACCAUGGGCUUUUACCCAUCAUAAGAAGCUGUAAUCCAGAAUGGGGAAAUAAGAUUUUAUUAUUAAGAAAAAUAGGACUGACUAUGCAGUAAAUCCGUAUAGUUCUGUGCAAAGAGAUGACUUGCCAGCCUGAACUAUAUUUAAGAAACUUUGUAAAAACAAAACAAAAAAUGUAUAUAGCUGUGAGUUUAAAAAAGAAGCUUUUAUUGAUGUUUUCAGUUUGAAAAGAGCUUUUAGAAAGAUUGUGCUUUCAGUUGUGAUCUAUGUGUAUAAACAUUAGUCAUGCCACCUCUGUUUCCUCCCAGACCAAAAGGAGGACUUUCUUCUUAAUUACUAGUGGUAAACCAAGACAUGAGGGUUUGUUCCUAAAGUUUCAUUUCUAGAAGACAUGGUGUCUCAUACAGAGGAGACAGGUGACUGUGUGGCCUGCCAGAUUUUCCUUUACAGGUUACACAUGUGCAUGAUAAGGCAUUCAUAGACAGGAAACAGUUGGGUUUGUUUUACUGUAGAAAAAGAACAUCUUUUUUCUUUUCUUUCCAAUUUUUGUGUUAGCCUUCAUUUUAUUGCAACACAGAGACGGAAUGGAAGAAUUACAAACAAAAAAGGCUUGGUAAAUUGGGGCCUCUUUUGUCAUUCUUGGUAUCUGAUGUUCCUUGAAACAUUGCUUCCCAAUUGUUGCACACCAUGAUCAUCUUAAGAAAGACUGCCUUUUCUGCUAGUCUUUCUUCUGUGGAAAAUGCAUUGCUGCCAAUACCAGCAAGAAGAAGACUGAAGAGAGGAAGCACACAAGUUGGCCAAGAUGUCAAGGCAUAGUUAUAUUUACUGUGGUUUCAAUAAAGGAAAGGGGGCAAAAUCUAGAUGGACCUAAGAUUUCUUCCCAGUAUUUCUAAAUCCAAUAUUUUGCAGGUCAGUUUUACUGUACCACAGAAAGGAUGGAUGCCAUGGGGAACUGGGGGGAGGGACAUAUCAAACAUUCAAUAGACAAGUUGCCUUGAAGAAACUGGAUCAUUUCACUAUUCAAAACUGGCCCAUAUAUUUUUGUUUCCCUUAAUUUCCCAUCCCAUGGGACUUCGGGAUGAAAUGGAUCUGGCCCAAAAAAGAUGUUUGGCACAUCUAUGUAAAGUUUUAAAACAGUCAAGCUGUUAUAAAGGUAGAACUGAGUUAUUACUAAGUAAAGAAUGGUUUAUAUUUUGUUGUUAGAAAAACUAAAGUUUAAGAUGGUAACCAAAGAUACUUGAAUGGAGUUGCUCUGCACAAGAUCACAUCUUUCCCAGGAUAUAUAUUGUAUUUUUAUUCCCCUGUAUUAAGAAGGGCAAAACACUGCUGUAUUAUCAUCUCCAGAGAUUAAUAUCUGACAUCAAAUGCCUUCUGCCUGUAGAAUAGACAGCUUGUGAUAUUCUAAGUUAUAGGUACCUUCACAUAUCACUGGUUGUGUGAUACACAUAGCUUUGUGCUGACUCUGGCAGAGAAAGCAGGUCCAUGACAAAAGCAAAAGCACCAUUAAAAAUUCCAAUGGUGAUUCAUACUGCAUUAGAAAGUGAAAUAAAUGUGCUUCCCUUUUGAUUCCAUGUGAGAAUUUAAAUAAGCUAACAGAUCCAAUUUUCACCCAAUAGUAAAUGGUGGGAGGAGAGAGCCUUCCUCUCUCUGUUCACUUUAGCUGUAAUUGCAAUUCAAGUUGGAUCUAUUCUGUGCCAUCAUCACAACCAGCAUAUUGCCUCCACUAAGACACAGCAAUUCUUCAUGAACUGGGGGGAGAGGAGAGGGGGGAGAAAAGAAAAGAAAAAUGAUGGCAUCCAAAUCAGUUGGGUAAGUCUGUUAUGUGAAUUACGGUAUUUGUUUAGUACUUCCAGUUGUCUACUGCUAGCAAUAUGUACAGUACUGUGUCAGGCUUGUGACAUUUGGGUAAAACCGUUUCUGUAAGUGAAUGAUUUUAGCUUUUAAAAAAAAAUAAUGACGAUGAUGUCACUUUAAUAAUUUACAUCUGGACAGAUGUAUGAUUUAUAAAUGGAAUUUUUAGGCUCUUCAUAGGAUUCUAUAAUAAUAACAACGAAAUAUACUUUAAAGAAAAGAAAAAAAAGAACUUUCCCAGACUUUUCUUCUUGACCUUAAGAGGCACGCAGGGUUUCUUUUGUUAUUGUUUCUGCAUUUUCUUUUCUUUUUUGGUUUUGCCUUAAGUAAGGACAGAAGAUAUAUAUGGCUGGACACAUAUGUAUAAACUUUUCAGCAGCAUUUUUAAUAAUAAAAUAUCACAGUAUUUUCUAA